Messenger RNA from Hymenoscyphus albidus, 388 nucleotides. The record is from the annotation of a GenBank genome assembly. Lineage: Eukaryota; Fungi; Ascomycota; Leotiomycetes; Helotiales; Helotiaceae.
AUGCGCUUCACAUCCUCCAUCUUAUUGACCGUCGCGGUCCUCGCCAUUGGUACCGGCGCCAUCCCUGCCGCCGUCGAAGGCAAGCUUUACGCACGCUUAUCGGCAUGUGAGCAGGAAUACGGAGUCUUCCCAGCCUGGAAUGGGCCUUGUGAGGAUACCAGUAUGUUAAACUGCUCUAAGCUCUUUCCUUUCGGUGGAAUGUUUACUAAUCAACAAUGUCAUCCAGACUGUGGAGCGGAAGCAACGAAUUGUCAGGCAAUCAGUCAGGGAUGUAUUGCUUAUCCCAGUAUGUAUAUGUAUUUGGACCGGGCUUACUAUUGAAAGAGACUGACGAGGCCAUUUAGGCGUAGCAUGCCCUGCUAAGGGAUGUACCUGCACUACUUUCUAG